Messenger RNA from Spinacia oleracea (spinach), 5284 nucleotides. RefSeq lists its product as uncharacterized. The transcript has 16 exons. Bases 179 to 5164 code for a protein of 1661 amino acids. Gene Ontology annotation, molecular function: protein serine/threonine kinase activity; ATP binding. Gene Ontology annotation, cellular component: plasma membrane. Gene Ontology annotation, biological process: protein phosphorylation; recognition of pollen. NCBI's taxonomy places the organism in Eukaryota, Viridiplantae, Streptophyta, Magnoliopsida, Caryophyllales, Amaranthaceae. The record is from RefSeq and is a predicted model, not a curated record.
AAAAAAAAAAAGUGGCUGUGUGGCUACAUCAUUCAACAACUACAUCCCCCUCUCUCUCUCUCUCCAACUCGUUCCCUGGCAUAAUAUAAGAUUCAUAACCCAAACUCCACCUCCAGCAACCCAGUAAAAAUAUUAGCCAAAGAUUCCUUAAAAAGAACCUUAAACAACAUUAAACCCCAUGUGUUCUUUCUCUUCAAUCAUCUUCAUCUCUUUCUUUCUACUGCAACAAAACACAGCUGCUGACAAAAUCACAGCUACCAAGUUCCUAACAGACCCUGAAACUAUAGUCUCCAGUAAUGGUGCUUUUAAACUGGGUUUCUUUAGCCCCCCUAACUCGACAUACCGUUAUGUUGGGAUCUGGUACAACAAACUCCCUACGAAUAACGUUAUGUGGGUUGCUAACAGGAGCAACCCUCUGAAUAAUUCUUCUGGUGGAGCAAUCAAAAUUUCAGAGGAUGGUAAUCUUCGAGUCCUGAAUGCUCGAAACCAGACAGUCUGGUUCUCAAAUGUUACAAUCUCCAGCCAAACUAAUAGAAGUGUUGUAUCAAAAGCGCGGCUCUUAGACUCCGGCAACUUAGUUUUGAUGGGAGUUGAGGGGAUGAUCUUAUGGCAGAGUUUUAAGCAUCCAAGUGAUACAGCUUUGCCAAAUAUGAAACUAACUGUCACUAAGGAUUCUGAUAGGACGAAGAUGUUACAGGCAUGGAAUGGCCCGUCAGACCCGUCUUAUGGGAGGUUCUCUGUUGGCAUCGAUUCCUUUGCCUUCCCUCAACUUAUCAUAUUUGAUGGGGAUCAGCCCUACUGGAGGAGUGGACCGUGGAAUGGCCACAUCUUUACUGCAAUACAAAAUAACGAGACUGACGAUUACAUUGAUGCAGGGUUCAUUCUUGAGAAUGACAGGCAAGGCACCAUUUCAUUAACAUAUUCUUCUACUAAUCAGUCAGUGAUCUCAAACUACGGGUUGAGCUAUCGAGGAACUUUGACACAGAGAUGGUGGGAUGAGAGAGAAAGAAGGUGGAAGGUCUCCUGGGAAGUGCCACACACAAAGUGUGACAUUUAUGGCAAGUGUGGAGCAUUCGGAAGCUGUAACAUGAAGAAUUCUCCAAUUUGUCGGUGCUUGAAAGGAUUCAAACCAAGAAAUGAGUUGGAAUGGAGUAAAGGAAACUGGAAAAACGGGUGCAUGAGAAGAACAGCAUUGCAAUGUGGAAGAGAAAGUGGGAAAGAAGAUGGUUUUUUCAGGGUUAACGCAGUUAAGGUGCCUGACAAUGCUAACUGGUUAAUUGGAUUGGAUGAAAGUGAAUGCAGAAACCAGUGCUUGAAGAAUUGCUCAUGUCUAGCUUAUGUCUUAGAUAUAAGUGUUGGAUGUAUGUCAUGGGACAAAGAUUUGAUUGACACAGAGGAGUUGGUCGCAGGUGGGGUGAAUCUUCACCUAAAGCUGGCACAUUCUGAACUAGGAAAUAGCAGUGAAAAAGUAGCAGGUAUUGCAGCAAUAGGGAGCUUACUUGGAGCAGCUACAGUGGUAACACUUAUAUUCAUUCUGUGGAGAUGCCAAGUCCAAAAAAAACAAGGAAAUAAAAUUCAGAGGAAAAAGACAGUGUCAGACGUUCUUGGAAUAGAAGAAAACCAAGAUCAAAUCGAAGAGGUUCCACUGUUCGAAUUCGAAAGGGUGGUGACAAUAACAAACAACUUCCACGACUCUAAUAAGCUUGGACGAGGGGGAUUUGGUCUAGUUUACAGGGGAAAAUUAGAAGACGGACAAGAGGUUGCUGUCAAGAGACUUUCAAGAGCCUCGGGACAAGGAGUAGAAGAGUUUAUGAAUGAGGUGCUGGUUAUAUCUAAACUUCAGCACCGAAAUCUUGUCAGAUUACUGGGUUGCUGUGUUGAAGGAGAAGAAAAGAUGUUAAUAUACGAGUACAUGCCAAACAAAAGCUUGGAUUCCCUUCUCUUUGACCCGAUGAAGCAAGAACUACUAACCUGGAAGAAACGUUACGACAUCAUUCAUGGGAUAUGUCAAGGACUCCUGUACCUUCACAGAGAUUCUAGAUUAAAGAUCAUUCAUAGAGACCUCAAAGCAAGCAACAUUUUGUUGGACGAAAACCUGAAUCCAAAAAUUUCGGACUUUGGCAUGGCCAGAAUCUUUGAGGGAAAACAAGAUCAAGAUGACACCAGAAGGGUUGUUGGAACAUAUGGUUAUAUGUCUCCGGAGUAUGCAAUGGAAGGGCGGUUCUCUGAGAAGUCAGACGUUUUCAGCUUUGGAGUCUUGUUACUGGAAAUUUUGAGUGGAAAAAGGAAUAGUGAAUUCUGGUUCGAGGAGAAGUCCUUAAGCCUACUAGGAUAUGCACAUAAACUAUGGAGGGAGAACAAUGUCAUUUCGUUCAUUGAUCAAGCCAUUGCUGAAAGUGAAGCAUGCUUCUUGGGAGAGAUUCAGAAAUGCAUGCAGGUCGGCCUAUUAUGUGUGGAAGAAUCUGCUCAAGAUAGGCCAAACAUUUCUACCGUUAUCUCAAUGCUUCGUAGUGAGUUAGCAAAUCUUCCACGUCCAAAGCAACCUGGCUUCACUCACAGUCAAAAAUCUAAGGAUGUUGGUUCAUCCUCCGAACAGAGCCAACAAAGUCUCUCUGCAUAUCAGGCUUCUGUUACAUUUCACAGAACAUCAAGAUCUAGAUGGUCGACUUUUGAUCCAAGAUCGAGGGCACUUGCCAAUUUUAGGGAUUUCAACAUCCUAAUUCCACCAAUCUUUAAAAUUCAAGCAAUGACUGCUCUUUGUGCAGUAAUUUUCCUUUUUUGCUUCAUACAAAGAUCUGUCUCAGCAACAAACACCCUCAAUGCCACAAAGUUUCUAAAAGACCCUGAAACUAUAGUCUCUGAGAACAACAUUUUCACACUAGGAUUCUUCAGCCCCCCUAAUUCCACCAAACGUUAUGUGGGCAUCUGGUACAGUAAGCCCUCUGUAAGAGAUGUCAUCUGGGUAGCAAACAGGAAUAACCCACUCAAUGAUUCUUCUGGGGUUAUGAAGAUAUCAAAGGAUGGAAAUCUCCAAGUGCAGAACAGUAAAAAGGAAAUCCUUUGGUCCUCUAAUGUAUCAAGCUUUUCAGCUGACUUCUUAGCUGCCCAGCUUCUAGAUUCUGGCAACCUUGUUCUGCAAAGCAGCGAGGAGAUUGUAUGGCAGAGUUUUGAUCACCCAACAGACUCUUUCUUACCAAACAUGAAACUCACUAUCACAAAAUCUGGUUUCGAAAAGAAACCGUUACAGUCCUGGAAAAGCCCGUCAGAUCCAUCUGCUGGGCAAUUCACAGCAGGACUUGAUACUUUUACUCUACCCCAGCUUGUUGUCUGGGAUGGGAAUCGCACACGCUGGAGAAGUGGUCCAUGGAAUGGAAAUAUCCUUAUUGGAGUACACUUUGAUUUCAAGGACUUCAUUAAUGCUCAGCUUGUGAUUUCUAGUCACAAAGAGGGGACUGUCACUGCGACAUACUUUUAUCCAAACGUGUCUCUACUAUCAACCUAUAUGUUGACCAUAGAUGGAAAUUUGACACAAAUAUGGUGGAAUGAAAUAGAAAGGAAAUGGGAAGUUGAAUGGCAGGCUCCUUCAACAGAGUGUGAUAUUUACGGAAAGUGUGGAGCAUUCGGAACCUGCAACCCACGAAGACCAAUAAUUUGCCAGUGUUUGAAGGGGUUUGAGCCGAGGAAUAAAGCAGAAUGGAUCAAAGGGAAGUGGAGUGAUGGAUGCUUGAGGAAAACUACGUUGCAGUGCGAGACAGGAAAAGGUAAAGAAGAUGGAUUCUUAAAGCUGAAGAUGAUGAAAGUACCAGAAAAAGCUGAGUGGAGGCUAGGAUUGAAUCAAGAUGCAUGCAGAAUUCAGUGCUUGAACAACUGUUCUUGUUUAGCGUAUGCAUAUGAUGCUGGAGUUGGUUGUAUGACAUGGAGUACAAAACUGGUUGACAUACAAGAAUUUUCAGUGGGUGGAGUGGAUCUCUACCUUCGUCUAGCACAUUCAGAGCUUGGUACCAAUAAUAAGAAGAAAGUGAUUGCAGCAGUGAUGGGAAGCUUUCUAGGAAUGGUAGUUAUUUCUGUCCUUUUACGCUUUUGGCGGAAGCAACGGGUAAAUCAACAAGAUGACAAGAAGAAAAUGAAGGGGGGCAGUUACACGAUUAGUGACAAGAAGAGCAUUGUGAACUUCGAAGAGCUUCCCCUGUUCGAAUUUCAGACGCUUGCAGCAGCAACAAACAAUUUCAAUGAAAGCAACAAGCUAGGACAAGGUGGUUUUGGAUCAGUAUAUAAGGGAAAGCUACAGGAUGGACGAGAAAUAGCUGUUAAACGACUUUCAAGAGCCUCUACACAAGGCCUAGAAGAGUUUAUGAAUGAGGUGAAGGUCAUUUCUAAGCUGCAGCACCGUAAUCUGGUCAGACUUUUAGGCUGUUCUGUUGAAGGUCAAGAAAAAAUGUUAGUUUAUGAAUACAUGCCAAACAAAAGCUUGGAUGUGUUUCUGUUUGGAAAACAAAAGGAGCUAGACUGGAACACAAGAUUCAACAUUAUUGAAGGGAUAUGCAGAGGCCUCCAAUACCUUCACAGAGAUUCAAGGUUAAGGAUCAUCCAUAGAGAUUUAAAGGCGAGUAACAUUUUGCUGGACGAAGAACUCAAUCCAAAAAUUUCAGACUUUGGAAUGGCAAGGAUUUUUGGGGGUGACCAAGAUGAAGCGGACACUCGAAGAGUAGUUGGGACAUACGGUUAUAUGUCCCCCGAGUAUGCAAUGGAAGGGCUAUUCUCUGAAAAAUCUGAUGUAUUUAGCUUUGGAGUUUUAUUGCUGGAGAUUCUGAGUGGGAAAAGAAACAGUAUCUUCUCAGAUGAUGAGCAGUCUUUGAGCCUUUUAGAAUAUGCAUGGAAGUUGUGGAACAAGAAGAACAUUAUGCCAUUCAUUGGCUCAGCAAUUUCGGAACCUCAACCUGAAAAGGAUAUUAUGAGGUGUGUGCACGUUGGACUGUUGUGCGUGCAAGAAAUUGCAAAGGACAGACCAAGUGUACCUAUAGUCAUCUCUAUGCUAAACGGGGAGAUUUCAGAUCUUCCGUAUCCAAAGAGACCAGGAUAUGCUCAUAUUACUCAAAACAUCACCUCCUCUCAACAGAACUCUACCGUAAAUUAUAUAUCUAUUACAGAGAUAAGCGGCCGAUAAGUGAGAAUUGUAAAAUAAAGACAUUUGCACUGGCUAACUUAUUUUCGAUAGAUCCUGUAUUGCCAUAGUUAUAUAAAUGUUGCUUUUAAUCUUAGACUUGUGAAUUGUUAAACUAAUAAC